UCUCGCUGCUUCACUUCACGGGGCGAACAUGGCGCACAGCUGUCGGUGGCGCUUCCCCGCCCGACCCGGGACCACCGGGGGCGGCGGCGGCGGGGGGCGCCGGGGCCUAGGGGGCGCCCCGCGGCAACGCGUCCCAGCCCUGCUGCUUCCCCCCGGGCCCCCGGUCGGCGGCGGCGGCCCCGGGGCGCCCCCCUCCCCCCCGGCUGUGGCGGCCGCGGCGGCGGCGGCGGCGGCGGCGGCGGCGGGAAGCAGCGGGGCUGGGGUUCCAGGGGGAGCGGCCGCCGCCUCAGCAGCCUCUUCGUCGUCCGCCUCGUCUUCGUCUUCGUCAUCGUCUUCAGCCUCCUCAGGGCCGGCCCUGCUCCGGGUGGGCCCGGGCUUCGACGCGGCGCUGCAGGUCUCGGCCGCCAUCGGCACCAACCUGCGCCGGUUCCGGGCGGUGUUUGGGGAGAGCGGCGGGGGAGGCGGCAGCGGAGAGCUAACAACACAGAUCCCAUGUAGUUGGAGAACCAAAGGCCUCAUACAUGACAAAAAGACUGAACCGUUCAGGUUACUUGCAUGGAGUUGGUGCUUAAAUGAUGAGCAGUUCUUAGGUUUUGGCUCAGAUGAAGAAGUCAGAGUGAGAAGCCCCACAAGGUCUCCUUCAGUUAAAACUAGUCCUCGAAAACCUCGCGGGAGACCUAGAAGCGGCUCUGACCGGAAUUCAGCUAUCCUCUCAGACUCAUCUGUGUUUUCCCCUCUCAAUAAACCAGAGACCAAAUCUGGAGAUAAGAUCAAGAAGAAAGAUUCAAAAAGCAUAGAAAAGAAGCGAGGAAGACCUCCCACUUUCACUGGAGUCAAAAUCAAAAUAACCCACGGAAAGGACAUUGCAGAGUUACCAAAGGAAAGCAAAGAAGAGAGCCUGAAAGCAAUCAAACGGACGCCUUCUGCCACCUUUCAGCAAGCCACAAAGAUAAAAAAAUUAAGAGCAGGUAAACUCUCUCCUCUCAAGUCUAAGUUUAAGACAGGGAAGCUUCAAAUAGGAAGGAAGGGGGUCCAGAUUGUCCGGCGGCGAGGAAGGCCCCCGUCCGCAGAGAGGAUAAAGACCCCUUCGGGUCUCCUCAUUAAUUCCGAACUGGAAAAGCCCCAGAAGGUCCGCAAAGACAAAGAAGGAAGCCCUCCGCUCUCCAGAGAGGACAAGGCGGUGGUCAGGCAGAGCCCUCGCAGGAUUAAGCCGGUCAGGAUUAUUCCUUCUUCCAAAAGGACAGAUGCGACAAUUGCUAAGCAGCUCCUGCAGAGGGCGAAAAAAGGGGCCCAAAAGAAAAUUGAAAAAGAAGCAGCUCAGCUGCAAGGAAGAAAGGUGAAGACGCAGGUCAAGAACAUCCGGCAGUUCAUCAUGCCAGUCGUCAGCGCCAUCUCCUCACGCAUCAUCAAAACGCCUCGGCGGUUCAUCGAGGAUGAGGAUUACGACCCUCCAAUUAAAAUCGCCCGGCUGGAGUCUACACCCAACAGCAGGUUCAGCGCCACGUCCUGUGGAUCUUCUGAAAAAUCCAGCGCAGCUUCUCAGCACUCCUCUCAGGCGUCUUCAGACUCCUCCCGAUCCAGUAGCCCCAGCGUCGAUACCUCCACGGAUUCUCAGGCCUCUGAGGAGAUCCAGGGUCUUCCCGAAGAGCGGAGUGAGACCCCCGAAGUCCAUACUCCACUGCCCAUUUCCCAGUCCCCAGAAACCGAGAGCAACGACAGGAGGAGCAGAAGGUAUUCGGUAUCGGAGAGGAGCUUCGGAUCUAGAGCGACUAAAAAGCUGUCAACUCUACAAAGUGCCCCCCAGCAGCAGACCUCCUCGUCGCCCCCUCCCCCGCUGCUUACUCCACCCCCGCCACUGCAGCCGGCCCCCAGCAUCUCUGACCACACACCGUGGCUCAUGCCUCCAACAAUCCCCCUAGCCUCACCGUUUUUGCCUGCUUCUGCUGCGCCCAUGCAAGGGAAGCGAAAAUCUAUUUUGCGAGAACCGACAUUUAGGUGGACUUCUUUGAAGCAUUCUAGGUCAGAGCCGCAGUACUUUUCCUCAGCAAAGUAUGCCAAAGAAGGUCUUAUCCGCAAACCAAUAUUUGAUAACUUCCGACCCCCUCCACUCACUCCCGAGGAUGUCGGCUUCGCGUCUGGUUUUUCUGCAUCUGGUACUGCUGCCUCAGCCCGACUGUUUUCGCCACUCCAUUCCGGAACAAGGUUUGAUAUGCACAAAAGGAGCCCUCUUCUGAGGGCUCCACGAUUUACUCCAAGCGAGGCUCACUCUAGAAUAUUUGAGUCUGUAACUUUGCCUAGUAAUCGAACUUCUGCGGGGACAUCUUCUUCAGGAGUAUCUAAUAGAAAAAGGAAAAGAAAAGUGUUUAGUCCUAUUCGAUCUGAACCAAGAUCUCCUUCUCACUCCAUGAGGACAAGAAGUGGAAGGCUUAGUACUUCUGAGCUGUCACCUCUCACUCCCCCAUCUUCUGUCUCUUCCUCGUUGAGCAUUUCUGUUAGUCCUCUUGCCACUAGUGCCUUAAACCCGACUUUUACUUUUCCUUCUCAUUCCCUGACUCAGUCUGGGGAAUCUGCAGAGAAAAACCAGAGACCAAGGAAGCAGACUAGUGCUCCAGCAGAGCCAUUCUCGUCAAGUAGUCCCACUCCUCUCUUCCCUUGGUUCACCCCAGGCUCUCAGACUGAACGAGGGAGAAAUAAAGACAAGGCCCCCGAGGAGCUGUCCAAAGAUCGAGACGCUGACAAGAGCGUGGAGAAGGACAAGAGUAGAGAGAGAGACCGGGAGAGAGAAAAAGAGAAUAAGCGGGAGUCAAGGAAAGAGAAGAGGAAGAAGGGGUCCGAGAUUCAGAGUAGCUCCGCUUUGUAUGCAGUGGGCAGGGUUUCCAAAGAGAAGGCUGCUGGUGAAGAUGUUGGCACCUCCUCUUCUGCCAAAAAGGCCACAGGGCGGAAGAAGUCUUCAUCACUCGAUUCUGGGACUGAUAUUGCUGCUGUGACUCUUGGGGAUACAACAGCUGUCAAAACCAAAAUACUUAUAAAGAAAGGGAGAGGAAAUCUGGAAAAAAACAACUUGGACCUCGGCCCAACUGCCCCAUCCCUGGAGAAGGAGAAAACCCUCUGCCUUUCCACUCCUUCCUCUAGCACUGUUAAACAUUCCACUUCCUCCAUAGGCUCCAUGUUGGCUCAGGCAGACAAGCUUCCAAUGACUGACAAGAGGGUUGCCAGCCUGCUAAAAAAGGCCAAAGCCCAGCUCUGCAAGAUCGAGAAGAGUAAGAGUCUUAAGCAAACUGACCAGCCCAAAGCACAGGGUCAAGAGAGUGAUUCAUCAGAGACCUCUGUACGAGGUCCCCGUAUUAAACACGUAUGCAGAAGAGCUGCUGUUGCCCUUGGCCGAAAACGAGCUGUGUUUCCUGACGACAUGCCCACCCUGAGUGCCUUACCUUGGGAAGAACGGGAGAAGAUUUUGUCUUCCAUGGGGAAUGAUGACAAGUCAUCGAUUGCUGGCUCAGAAGAUGCUGAACCUCUUGCUCCCCCCAUCAAACCGAUUAAGCCUGUCACCAGAAACAAGGCACCUCAGGAACCUCCGGUAAAGAAAGGACGGCGAUCGAGGCGGUGUGGGCAGUGUCCUGGCUGCCAGGUGCCUGAGGACUGUGGUGUUUGCACUAAUUGCUUAGACAAGCCCAAGUUUGGUGGCCGUAACAUAAAGAAGCAGUGCUGCAAGAUGAGGAAAUGUCAGAAUCUACAAUGGAUGCCUUCCAAAGCCUACCUUCAAAAGCAAGCUAAAGCUGUGAAAAAGAAAGAGAAAAAGUCCAAGACCAGUGAAAAGAAAGAGAGCAAAGAGAGCAGUGUUGUGAAGAGCGUGGUGGACUCUAGUCAGAAGCCUACCCCACCAGCAAGAGAGGAUCCUGCCCCAAAGAAAAGCAGCAGUGAGCCCGCUCCACGGAAGCCGGUCGAGGAGAAGAGUGAAGAAGGGAACGCCUCGGCGCCAGGGCCUGAAGCCAAACAAGGCAGCACUCCAGCUUCCAGGAAGUCCAGCAAACAGGCCUCCCAGCCAGCACCCGCCAUCCCUCCUCAGCCACCCAGCACAGGACCCCCGAGAAAAGAAGUUCCCAAGACCACUCCAAGCGAGCCCAAGAAGAAGCAGCCUCCGCCACCAGAAUCAGGUCCAGAGCAAAGCAAGCAGAAAAAAGUGGCUCCCCGCCCUAAUAUCCCUGUGAAACAGAAACCAAAAGAAAAGGAAAAACCGCCUCCCAUCAGUAAGCAGGAGAAUGCCAGCACUUUGAACAUCCUCAGCACCCUGUCCAAUGGCACUAGUUCUAAGCAGAAAGUCCCAGCAGAUGGAGUCCACAGGAUCAGGGUGGACUUUAAGGAGGAUUGUGAAGCAGACAACGUGUGGGAGAUGGGAGGCUUAGGAAUCCUGACCUCUGUUCCUAUAACACCCAGGGUGGUUUGCUUUCUCUGUGCCAGUAGUGGGCAUGUAGAGUUUGUGUAUUGCCAAGUCUGUUGUGAGCCCUUCCACAAGUUCUGUUUAGAGGAGAACGAGCGCCCUCUGGAGGACCAGCUGGAAAAUUGGUGUUGUCGGCGCUGCAAGUUCUGUCACGUCUGUGGGAGGCAGCAUCAGGCUACCAAGCAGCUGCUGGAGUGUAACAAGUGCCGAAACAGCUAUCACCCUGAGUGCCUGGGACCAAACUACCCCACCAAACCCACCAAGAAAAAGAAAGUCUGGAUCUGUACCAAAUGUGUGCGCUGCAAGAGCUGUGGAUCCACAACUCCAGGCAAAGGGUGGGAUGCACAGUGGUCUCAUGAUUUCUCACUGUGCCACGACUGUGCCAAACUCUUCGCUAAAGGAAACUUCUGCCCGCUCUGUGACAAGUGCUAUGAUGACGAUGACUAUGAGAGUAAGAUGAUGCAAUGUGGCAAGUGUGAUCGCUGGGUCCAUUCCAAAUGUGAGAAUCUUUCAGAUGAGAUGUAUGAGAUUCUAUCCAACCUGCCGGAAAGCGUGGCCUACACUUGUGUGAACUGUACCGAGCGGCACCCUGCAGAGUGGCGGCUGGCCCUGGAGAAGGAGCUGCAGCUCUCUCUGAAGCAGGUUCUGACGGCCCUGUUGAACUCUCGGACCACCAGUCACUUGCUCCGAUAUCGGCAGGCUGCCAAGCCUCCGGACUUAAAUCCUGAGACGGAGGAGAGUAUUCCUUCCCGCAGCUCCCCUGAAGGACCUGACCCACCAGUUCUCACGGAGGUCAGCAAGCAGGAUGAGCAGCAGCCUUUAGAUCUGGAAGGGGUCAAGAGGAAAAUGGACCAGGGCAACUACAUGUCUGUGUUGGAGUUCAGUGAUGAUAUUGUGAAGAUCAUUCAAGCAGCCAUUAAUUCAGAUGGAGGGCAGCCAGAGAUUAAAAAAGCCAACAGCAUGGUCAAGUCCUUCUUUAUUCGGCAAAUGGAACGUGUUUUCCCUUGGUUUAGUGUCAAAAAGUCCAGGUUUUGGGAGCCAAAUAAAGUAUCAAGCAACAGUGGGAUGUUACCAAACGCAGUGCUUCCACCUUCACUUGACCAUAAUUAUGCUCAGUGGCAGGAGCGAGAGGAGAACAGCCACACUGAGCAGCCUCCUUUAAUGAAGAAAAUCAUUCCAGCUCCUAAACCCAAAGGGCCUGGAGAGCCAGACUCACCGACGCCGCUGCUUCCUCCGACACCUCCGACUCUGGGUGCCGAUAGGAGUCGAGAAGAUAGUCCAGAGCUGAACCCACCCCCAGGCAUAGAAGAUAAUAGACAGUGUGCAUUAUGUUUGAUGUAUGGUGAUGACAGUGCUAAUGAUGCUGGCCGUUUGCUAUACAUUGGCCAAAAUGAGUGGACACACGUCAAUUGUGCUCUGUGGUCGGCGGAAGUGUUUGAAGAUGACGAUGGAUCCUUAAAGAAUGUGCACAUGGCUGUGAUCAGGGGCAAGCAGCUGAGAUGUGAAUUCUGCCAGAAGCCAGGAGCCACCGUGGGUUGCUGUCUCACAUCUUGCACCAGCAACUAUCAUUUCAUGUGCUCCCGAGCCAAGAACUGUGUCUUUCUGGAUGAUAAAAAAGUGUAUUGCCAACGACAUCGGGAUCUGAUCAAAGGCGAGGUGGUUCCUGAGAAUGGAUUUGAAGUUUUUAGAAGAGUGUUUGUGGACUUUGAAGGAAUCAGCUUGAGAAGGAAGUUUCUCAAUGGCUUGGAACCAGAAAAUAUCCACAUGAUGAUUGGCUCUAUGACGAUUGACUGCUUGGGACUUCUGAAUGAUCUCUCUGACUGUGAAGAUAAGCUCUUUCCUAUUGGAUAUCAGUGUUCCAGGGUGUACUGGAGCACCACGGACGCCCGCAAGCGCUGUGUGUACACGUGCAAGAUAGUGGAGUGCCGCCCCCCGCUCGUGGAACCAGACAUCAACAGCACUGUUGAGCAUGAUGAAAACAGGACCAUAGCCCACAGCCCCGCGUCAUCUACAGAAAGUUCAUCUAAAGAGAGUCAAAACACAGCGGAAAUUAUAAGUCCUCCAUCACCAGACCGACCUCCACAUUCGCAAGCCUCUAGCUCCUGUUAUUAUCAUGUAAUCUCAAAAGUCCCCAGGAUUCGAGCACCCAGCUACUCUCCAACACAGAGAUCCCCCGGCUGCCGGCCAUUGCCUUCUGCAGGAAGUCCUACCCCUACAACUCAUGAAAUUGUCACGGUGGGUGAUCCUUUACUCUCCUCUGGACUUCGAAGCAUUGGCUCCAGGCGUCACAGUACUUCCUCCUUGUCACCCCAGCGAUCCAAACUCCGCAUCAUGUCUCCCAUGCGAGCCGGGAACACUUACUCCAGGAGUAGUGUUUCCUCGGUCUCCGGCACGGGGAGCGCUGCAGACCUCGAGUCCAGUGCCAAGGCAGCUGAUCAUGUCUUAGGGUCACUGAACUCAAGUACUAAUUUGGGGCCAAACACGCCCUCUUCAAAUUUGCAAAGGACAGUGGUUACUGUGGGUACUAAAACCAGUCCCUUGGAUGGAGCUUCACCGUUAGAAGUGAAGCACCCCAGUGCUUCAGACGUGACGUCCAAGAGCUCCUCUUUAAAAGGAGAGAAGACCAAAGUGCUAAGUUCCAAGAAUUCAGAGGGAUGUGCACACAACACGGCUUACCCAGGGAUUCCUAAACUGGCCCCGCAGGUUCAUAACACCAUAUCUGGAGAAUUAAAUGUUAACAAAGUCAGCACUUUUGCCGAACCCUCUUCAGUGUCGUUUUCUUCUAAAGAGGCCCUCUCCUUCUCACAGCUACAUUCAAGAGGGCAAAGGAAUGAUAGAGACCAACACACAGAUUCUACUCAGUCAGCAAACCCCUCCCCAGAUGACAGUAAUGAUGUCAAAACCUUGAAGCUUGCUGGAAUGGGCAACAGAUCAUCUGUUUCCAGUGAACAUGUGGGGUCCAGUUCCAGAGACAGGAGACAGAAAGGGAAAAAAUCUUGCAAAGAAACUUUCAAAGAAAAGCACUCCAGUAAGUCAUUUCUGGAACCUGGUCAGGUGACAACUGAUGAAGAAGGAAAUCUAAAGCCAGAGUUUGCUGAUGAGGUUUUGACUCCUGAGUUUAUGGGGCCUCGACCAUGUAACAAUGUUUCGGCCGAGAAGAUUGGCGAGAAAGUCCUUCCUAUUCCAGGAGUUCCCAAAGCUCCAUCCAUGCAAGUAGAAGGACCUGCCAAAGAGUUACAGGCACCCCGGAAACGCACAGUCAAAGUAACACUGACACCUUUGAAAAUGGAAAGUGAGAAUCAGUCCAAAAACGCCUUGAAAGACGGUAGUCCUGCUUCCCCUUUGCAAAGAGAGUCAGCAUCUCCCACAGAGCCACUUGCAGCCUCUGAAAGUCCAGGAGAUGGCCCAGUGGCCCAGCCAAGCCCCAACAAUACCUUACCUCAGGAUUCUCAGAGUAACAACUAUCAGAAUCUUCCGGUACAGGACAGAAACCUCAUGCUUCCAGAUGGCCCCAAGCCUCAGGAAGAUGGCUCCUUCAAGAGGAGGUACCCCCGCCGCAGUGCCCGUGCCCGAUCUAACAUGUUCUUUGGGCUCACUCCACUCUACGGAGUAAGAUCCUAUGGUGAGGAAGACAUUCCGUUCUACAGCAGCUCGGUGGGGAAGAAACGAGGCAAGCGAUCAGCCGAAGGACAGGUGGAUGGGGCCGAUGACCUAAGCACUUCAGAUGAGGACGACUUAUACUAUUACAACUUCACCAGGACGGUGAUUUCCUCAGGUGGAGAGGAGCGGCUGGCUUCCCAUAAUUUAUUCCGAGAGGAGGAGCAGUGCGAUCUUCCAAAGAUUUCACAGUUGGAUGGUGUUGAUGACGGGACGGAGAGUGAUACUAGUGUUACAGCCACGACAAGGAAAAGCAGCCAGAUUCCGAAAAGAAGCGGGAAAGAAAAUGGAACCGAGAACUUAAAGAUUGACCAACCUGAAGAUGCUGGAGAAAAAGAACAUGUCAUCAAGGGUUCCGUUGGCCACAAAAAUGAGCCCAAGAUGGAUAACUGCCACUCGGUCAGCCGAGUUAAAACCCAGGGCCAGGAUUCCUUGGAAGCCCAGCUCAGCUCACUGGAGUCAAGCCGCAGAGUCCACACAAGCACCCCGUCAGACAAAAAUUUACUGGACACCUAUAAUACUGAGCUGCUCAAGUCCGACUCGGACAAUAACAACAGCGACGACUGUGGCAACAUCCUGCCUUCAGACAUCAUGGACUUUGUGCUAAAGAACACUCCGUCCAUGCAGGCUCUGGGGGAGAGCCCAGAGUCGUCUUCGUCAGAACUCCUGAAUCUUGGCGAAGGGCUGGGCCUCGACAGUAAUCGCGAAAAGGACAUGGGUCUUUUUGAAGUCUUUUCUCAGCAGCUGCCAACGACGGAACCCGUGGACAGUAGUGUCUCCUCCUCCAUCUCGGCAGAGGAGCAGUUUGAGUUGCCUUUGGAGUUGCCAUCUGACCUCUCUGUCCUGACCACCCGGAGUCCCACUGUCCCUAGCCAGAAUCCCAGUAGGCUAGCGGUAAUCUCAGACUCAGGGGAGAAGAGAGUGACCAUCACAGAAAAGUCUGUAGCCUCCUCUGAAGGUGACCCGGCACUGCUGAGUCCAGGGGUAGAGCCUGCUCCCGAAGGCCACAUGACUCCUGAUCACUUUAUCCAAGGACACAUGGAUGCAGACCACAUCUCCAGCCCCCCUUGCGGUUCUGUGGAGCAAGGUCAUGGCAACAAUCAGGAUUUAACUAGAAACAGUAGCACCCCUGGCCUACAGGUACCUGUUUCCCCUACUGUUCCCAUCCAGAACCAGAAGUAUGUGCCCAAUUCUACUGAUAGUCCUGGCCCAUCUCAGAUUUCUAAUGCAGCUGUCCAGACCACUCCACCCCACCUGAAACCAGCCACUGAGAAACUCAUUGUUGUUAACCAGAACAUGCAACCACUUUAUGUUCUCCAAACUCUUCCAAAUGGAGUGACCCAAAAGAUUCAGUUGACCUCUUCUGUUAGUUCUACACCCAGUGUGAUGGAGACAAAUACUUCAGUACUGGGGCCCAUGGGAAGUGGUCUCACCCUAACCACAGGACUUAAUCCAAGCUUGUCAACCUCUCAAUCUUUGUUCCCUCCUCCUAGCAAAGGAUUGCUCCCCAUGCCUCAUCACCAGCACUUACAUUCCUUCCCUGCAGCUACUCAAAGUAGUUUCCCACCCAACAUCAGCAGCUCUCCUUCAGGCCUCCUCAUUGGGGUUCAGCCUCCUCCAGAUCCCCAACUUUUGGUUUCAGAAGCCAGCCAGAGGACAGACCUCAGUACCACAGUAGCCACUCCAUCCUCUGGACUCAAGAAAAGACCCAUAUCUCGUCUGCAGACCCGAAAGAAUAAAAAACUUGCACCCUCUAGUACCCCUUCAAACAUUGCCCCCUCCGAUGUGGUUUCUAAUAUGACACUGAUUAACUUCACACCCUCCCAGCUUUCAAAUCAUCCCAAUCUGUUAGACUUGGGCUCACUUAAUACUUCAUCUCACCGAACCGUCCCCAACAUCAUAAAAAGGUCUAAAUCUGGCAUCAUGUAUUUUGAACAGGCACCCCUGUUACCACAGAGUGUGGGAGGAACUGCUGCCACGGCGGCGGGCACAUCAACCAUAAGCCAGGAUGCCGGCCACCUCACGUCGGGGCCUGCGUCUGGCUUGGCCUCCAGUUCCUCCGUCUUGAACGUUGUAUCCAUGCAAACCACAACUGCCCCUACAAGUAGCACAUCAGUUCCAGGACAUGUCACCUUAACCAAUCCCAGGUUGCUUGGGACCCCCGAUAUUGGCUCAAUAAGCAAUCUUUUAAUCAAAGCUAGCCAACAGAACCUGGGAAGUCAGGACCAGCCUGUGACUUUACCACCGAAUUCAGGAAUAUUUUCCCAGCUGGGGACAUCACAGACUCCCUCUAGUGCUGCAAUGCCAGCAGCAUCUAGCAUCUGUGUGCUCCCCUCUGCUCAGAACACAGGCAUCACAGCUGCUUCACCUUCUGGGGACGCCGAAGAACACUAUCAGCUUCAGCACGUGAACCAGCUCCUUGCCAGCAAAGCAGGGCUUCUCUCUUCCCAGCGUGAUCUUGAUUCUGCUUCAGGGACCCAGGCGUCCAACUUCACCCAGACAGCGGAUGCUCCCAACAGUGUGGGACUGGAGCAGAACAAGGCUCUGUCCUCAGCUAUGCAAGCCAGCUCAGCCUCUCCCGGAGGCUCUCCACCCUCUGGACAGCAGUCAGCAAGCCCCUCAGGGCCAGCUCCCACUAAACCCAAACCAAAAAUCAAACGAAUUCAGCUGCCUCUGGACAAAGGGACUGGCAAGAAGCACAAAGUUUCCCAUUUGCGGACCAGUUCUUCUGAAGCACACAUUCCAGACCAAGAAGCCAACACAGCACCCCUGGCCUCUGUCACAGGGACUCCAGGAGCCGAGGCCGAGCAGCAGGGCACAGCCAGUGUGGAGGAGUCAUCACAAAAGGAGUGUGGGCAGCCCACAGGGCAAGUGGCUGCUCUUCCAGAGGCUCAGGCAGCACAAAAUCCAGCAGCAAAUGAGCAAGAAAAUACAGAGCCUAAAACAGUGGAAGAAGAAGAAAGCAAUUUCAGCUCUCCACUGAUGCUGUGGCUCCAGCAAGAACAGAAGCGGAAGGAAAGCAUUGCUGAGAAAAAGCCCAAGAAAGGCCUCGUUUUUGAAAUUUCCAGUGAUGAUGGCUUUCAGAUCUGUGCGGAAAGUAUAGAAGAUGCCUGGAAGUCACUGACAGAUAAAGUCCAGGAAGCACGAUCCAAUGCCCGCCUCAAGCAGCUCUCGUUUGCAGGUGUCAAUGGUUUGAGGAUGCUGGGGAUUCUCCACGAUGCAGUUGUGUUCCUGAUUGAGCAGCUCUCUGGUGCCAAGCACUGUCGGAAUUACAAAUUCCGUUUCCACAAACCAGAGGAGGCCAAUGAACCUCCCUUGAACCCUCAUGGCUCAGCCAGGGCUGAAGUCCACCUAAGGCAAUCAGCAUUUGACAUGUUUAACUUCCUGGCUUCCAAACAUCGGCAGCCUCCUGAAUACAACCCCAAUGAUGAGGAAGAGGAGGAAGUGCAGCUGAAGUCAGCCCGGAGGGCAACUAGCAUGGAUCUGCCAAUGCCCAUGCGUUUCCGGCACUUAAAAAAGACUUCUAAGGAAGCAGUUGGUGUCUACAGGUCUCCCAUUCACGGCCGCGGGCUUUUCUGUAAGAGAAACAUUGAUGCAGGUGAGAUGGUGAUUGAGUAUGCCGGCAACGUCAUCCGCUCCAUCCAGACCGACAAGCGAGAGAAGUAUUACGACAGCAAGGGCAUUGGCUGCUACAUGUUCCGCAUCGACGACUCGGAGGUGGUGGACGCCACCAUGCACGGAAACGCUGCCCGCUUCAUCAACCACUCGUGUGAGCCCAACUGCUACUCUCGGGUCAUCAACAUCGACGGGCAGAAGCACAUUGUCAUCUUCGCCAUGCGCAAGAUCUACCGAGGGGAGGAGCUCACCUACGACUACAAGUUCCCCAUUGAGGACGCCAGCAACAAGCUGCCCUGCAAUUGUGGCGCCAAGAAAUGCCGCAAGUUCCUCAACUGAGGCUGCUCCGGCCCCCCGGCGCCAGAGCGCCAGGACCUACAGCCACCACAGCAGCAAGGAGCUCCAGGAUGGAUUGAGUGGGCACCACCAAGGGGCCUGAGCACUCUGCCGCCCCAUAGUUGCGUUGUACGAGCGGUGGCAGUCCUGGAGAGAGAGGAGGUGUCGAAGAAAAGAUCCGCAAUCAACCUUCUCCUGGGGCCCCUCUGGGAGAUGGGGUCCUGAGAGCGGACUCGCCCGGGAGGAGCCUAGGGAGGGGUAGUUAUGUGGGGAGCCUGGGCCUGCGCUCUCCCCGGAGAGAAGUGGCCAGCCUCGCCUCGGCUCUUUCCCAGCACUGCCAGGGGGCUAGGCUCUGUUGGACGCCUGCUGGUCCGCCAGCCAGGCGCAGCCCUGGGGUGGCCUGGGAGCAAGCAGAGAAGCUCUGGUGGUUUUCCCUGCCCUCCUCUAUGUGGUUGGGAAGCAGAAUUCCUAGCACCUCUGGUGUCAAAAUGCUGUCUUGGGGUUGUUGCCAAUUCCUUUGCAAACACUGAGCCCCUGGGCUGUAAGUGGGAGUGUCAUCCCCAGCGCCUUGUCUCAGCCAAUCACUCUCCCUGACAGUAGGAGCCGCUUCCCUCUCCCAGUCCUCCCUUCACUCCGCCUCCUUCCUCUGCCCUGUCCUCCAUCCACUGCUUUCCCAUUCUUCUUUCUGGGCGGUAGGGGGUGGGCUCCCUGCUCCAGGGCACUGCCUGCUGGGCAUAGGAUGUGCUGUCAGAAAGUGCCCUGACCUUGGGAGCACUCCAGGUGGGAGGUGGACAGGAGCCAGUGGCCAUAACCAGACAAAUUUGGAGUCAUGUCCGUGAAGCUCCUGUGAGAGUUCUGGAGAAGUAUGUGUAGCAUGAUUUUUUUUAGAAGAAGAAAAAUAUUAUUUAAAUAGGAUUUGAAUCAUGCCACAACCAGAGUAUCACCACCGGGACGCGCCCUGGGCCCUGUUCCUAGGCCAGGUUCCUUUCUUUGCCCCUUGCCAAGACAUAGGAAGACUCAUUCGUAAACGGUCAGUGUCCAGUUGAAGGCAGAACACUAAUCCGAUUUCAAGGCCCUAAACUUGGGGACUAGACCACCCUGUGUGGAGGGGACUCUGCCGCCUGUGCGCGAUCCAUGGAUAAAGUCAAUUCAAUGACACUACUGCCCUGGUGACUCCUUGGGACGCGGUCAGAACAGCAGCAAACGUUUCUUCUCUCCCUUCCCCCGAGACAGUGUCCUGAACCUGUUAAAUUAAGUCAUUGGAUUUUACUCUGUUCUGUUUACAGUUUACUAUUUAAGGUUUUAUAAAUGUAAAUAUAUUUUGUAUAUUUUUCUAUGAGAAGCACUUCAUAGGGAGAAGCACUUAUGACAAGGCUAUUUUUUAAAACCGCGGUAUUAUCCUAAUUUAAAAGAAGAUCGGUUUUUAAUAAUUUUUUAUUUUCAUAGGAUGAAGUUAGAGAAAAUACUCAGCUGUACACACAAAGUCUGGUUUCCCUGCCCGACCCCCUCCCCCCGGAAGGUGUCCUCUCUGUGUUUCACGUGUAGCUAGUUUGUGCCCGUCUGCUCUUUGACAAUACACGGAGAAGGAAGGCCACCCAGCUGCACUGGGCCACUGCCCUCCUUCCCCGUGGAGGCUCCUCCCAAGGCUGCAGUAGGACCCGGCUACAGCACUUCCUGCUCCCCCUCCCUCUCCUCCUCCCCCUUCCAGAACUGUCUCCCUCCUCUCCGGCUUGGCCCCAGAGCGGCGGGAGGCGAUGCUCAUCUUCCUCAGCUCUCCUCCGGCAGAGUCCGCAGCCGACCCGUGGACGGCAGCCUGCCAGCCUCCACCAUCGCCAUCUGCCUCAUUAGGUCGCCUCCUUUCCGUCCCCUCCGCCCACCACGCCCUCCUUCCUGCAAAGCACCCGCUGAUCCCCGCGUGCCCUCUUUUGGGGCAGCCCGUUGAAACUGAAGCACAGUCUGACCACUCACGAUAAAGCAGAUCUGCCUCCGCCUUGCCACAGGGCUCAGAGUAGUGUGGUCCCAGGAGAGGGUGGGGCGCCCUCUCCUCGCCGCAGGAAGUCAUUCCUAGGGAAGUCUAGCGAAGCAAUACGACUCGGCCCAGCACUCUCUGCCCCCAGGACUCGUGGCUCUGCUGUGCCUUCCAUCCUGGGCUCCUUUGCUUCUGUGACCUUAAGAACUUUCGCCUGGUGGCUUUGCUGGAACAUUGUCACUGUUUCCACUGUCAUGCAGGGAGCCCAGCACUGUGGCCAGGAUGGCAGAGACUUCCUUGUCAUCAUGGAGAAGUGCCAGCAGGGGACUGGGGAAAGCACUCGACCCAGACCUCCCCUCCCCCUCCUGUUGCCCGUGAACAAGACGCAGUGGCCCGAGGGGCUCCACUCGUGUCUGCUUUCCUUUAUUAUUGCACUGUGUGAGGUUUUUUUGUAAAUCCUUGUAUUCCUAUUUUUUUUAAAGAAAAAAAAAAACUUAAGCUGCGUUUGUUACUGAAACGAUUAAUGCACUGAUGGGUCAUGAAUUCACCUUGAGAAAGACCCAAGGCCAGUCAGGGGUGGGGGAACUCAGCUAAAUAGACCUAGUGACUGCCCUCCUAGGCCGCGCUGUACUGUGAGCCCCUCCUCGUUCUCUUCCUCCAGCCCCGAACCCCGAGGACAGGGGAGGAACCACAUCUGUCCUUCUCCUGCCAGCAGCAGCUGGUUUGCCUUGCCUUUCCACCCCCGACCAUCAACCACAGAAAUGAGAAAUCGCUCUUUCAGCUCAGCCUUGAGUCCAUUGCCAAAAAUUUCAGCACACCUGCCAGCAACUUGGGGGAUGAGCUAAGGCUUCCCCCCCGCAGAGGGGAAGAAGGCAAGGAUGGCGUAGCUGUCUCCAGAACGUGUCUGAGUCUGUUUGGAAAGUGACCGAGGAAUCUCCGCACAAAAGUGCAGACGGAGGAAUCACGGUGGGUCGUUCCCAAGAAUCCCCCAAGGGGCAUCCCAGAUCCCUAAGGAGUAACAGCUGCAAACCUGGUCAGUUCUCAGUGAGAGCCAGCUCACGUUCGCUUUGCUGCUAGAACCUGUUGUGGCUGCAUUUCCUGGUGGCCAGUGACAACUGCGUGACCAGAAGAGCUGCGUGGCGCCGCCCCUUCGGCCGGAACCCGGUCCCUUGGCUCCCUCCGUGGCUGCCCACCACCCCCAGCACAGCCCCUCCUGUUUUUAGACCAAUAACAAGAGUUAAGGGGGAAGCCUUGGCAGCUAGAAGUUCUCAACCAAGACUCCUUGGCCGGGACCCAGUCCACCACCCUGCUCACCUCCGUCUCACCCCCGGCCAAUGCAGUGAGCACCAUGCAGCAACCUUGAUUCAAAAGCAAACAAAAAACAAAAAAAAAAAAGAAAAAAGAAAAAGAAAAAAAUGCAACAACACACGAAAAACAAAAAAAAAAUCUUUUAAUGAAUGUAUCUUUCUAAAGGACUGGCGUUCAAUCAAAUAUCUGAAAAUACUAAAGGUCAAAACCUUGUCAGAUGUUAACUUUUAAGUUUGAUUCGGGAUUUUUCUUUUGACUCGAGAUCAAGUUGUCCUUGUUUUUGUUUUAAAGGAAAAGCGGGUCGUCGCAAAGGGCUGGGUGUCAUUCUGUGUUUCAUCCCCUUCAUUUUAAAGCAAUACAAGGGUAUUGAGCAGAAGGUUCUGAUACCAGUCAAGUCUCUCUCUGAAAACUUGCAACCUUUUUUGUUUGUUUUGGUUUUCAAAUAAAUAUAAAUAUGAUAUAUAUAGGAACUAAUAUAGUAAUGUACCAUGUAACAAAGCCUAGUUCAGUCCAUGGCUUCUAAUUCUCUUAACACUAUAGAUAAGGAUUGUGUUCCAGUUGCUAGUAGCGGCAGGAAAAUGUCAGGCUAGCCUUGCUCUGGUCCCCGAAACGGGGGGCUCAGACCACAGGGGGAUGGGAAGCGAGGCCAUCCCCGGGACCAGAGAGAUGCAGAAAUGGUGUCACCUGGAUUUUUUUCUGCCCUUGAAUGUUGCCAGUUGGUACCUGUACUCCUUGUUUCUCUAUUUCUGCCAUGAAUGUCGGGGUUUCCACCUGCACUUAGGGGACAGUUGUGUUCUGUGCUUUCCUGGUGUCCUGCUCUGAGGUACUCUAGUUCUGUCUCUCAACCAAGAAAACAGACUCGUGCUGUUUCUUUUAUUGAACUUUUAACAGUCUCUUUAGUAAACACAGGUAGUUGAAUAAUCAUUUCAAGAGCUCAACAGAUGACAAGCUUCUUUUCUAGAAAUAAGACAUUUCUUGACAACUUUAUCAUGUAUAACAGAUCUUUUGUUUUGUUAUUUUUUUUCCUUGUGUUCUUCCAAGCUUCUGGUUAGAGAAAAAGAGAAAAAAAAAAAAGGGCAAAUGUGUCUAAAGUCCAUCAGUGUUAACUCCCUGUGACAGGGAUGAAGGAGAAUACUUUAAUAGUUCAAAAAAUAAUAAUGCUGAAAGCUCUCUACGAAAGACUGAAUGUAAAAGUAAAACGUGUACAUACUUGUAAAAAAAAGGAGUUUUUAAACAUGUUUAUUUUCUAUGCACUUUUUUUUAUUUAAGUGAUAGUUUAAUUAAUAAACAUGUCAAGUUUAUU
Messenger RNA from Lepus europaeus (European hare), 16626 nucleotides. RefSeq names its product lysine methyltransferase 2A (gene KMT2A). Lineage: Eukaryota; Metazoa; Chordata; Mammalia; Lagomorpha; Leporidae. Gene Ontology annotation, cellular component: histone methyltransferase complex; nucleus. Gene Ontology annotation, biological process: positive regulation of DNA-templated transcription. The record is from RefSeq and is a predicted model, not a curated record. The transcript has 37 exons. The coding region runs from base 29 to 12049 and encodes 4006 amino acids. Gene Ontology annotation, molecular function: histone H3K4 methyltransferase activity; DNA binding; zinc ion binding.